This is a messenger RNA of Argentina anserina (silverweed cinquefoil), 690 nucleotides long. Its product is annotated as photosystem I reaction center subunit VI, chloroplastic-like. Gene Ontology annotation, biological process: photosynthesis. Bases 86 to 520 code for a protein of 144 amino acids. Gene Ontology annotation, cellular component: photosystem I reaction center; photosystem I; chloroplast thylakoid membrane. The transcript is spliced from 3 exons. The record is from RefSeq and is a predicted model, not a curated record. Lineage: Eukaryota; Viridiplantae; Streptophyta; Magnoliopsida; Rosales; Rosaceae.
AUCCCUCCCUAAAUUCCUUCACAACUGAAACAGAAAAACAAAACUAGUUCUUAGUCCGAUAGAGUGAGUCGACCUACAAAGCACCAUGGCUUCCUUGGCAACCUUGGCAGCAGUUAACCCAGCCACCAUCAACGGCCUUGGAGGAAGCUCCCUCUCCGGGACUAAGCUCGUCAUCAAGCCCACUUGCCAGACCCUCAGACCCAGAAAUGUCAGGAGUGGUGCUGUGGUGGCCAAGUAUGGUGACAAGAGUGUUUACUUUGACCUCGAGGAUCUGGGCAACACCACUGGAAAAUGGGACUUGUACGGGUCAGAUGCACCCUCACCUUACAACCCUCUUCAGAGCAAGUUCUUUGAGACAUUUGCUGCUCCAUUCACCAAGAGAGGAUUGCUGCUCAAGUUCUUGAUCUUGGGAGGGGCUUCCACCAUCGCUUACGUUAGCGCCAGUGCCCCAGAUGACCUUCUACCCAUCAAGAAGGGGCCACAACUUCCCCCAAAGAUGGGACCCCGUGGCAAGAUCUAAUUUUACUUCUCUGGGAUUUUCAUCUUUGAAACAUGUUCAAUGUAUGUAAUGUAAUUGCUUCUCUACUUUUGUACCUGUAAAGUUUGUCUGAUGUGGGAUUUAAGACCCUGAUUGAUUACUCAAAGAUAUCCUUUCUGGUGCAAUCUAGGGAGCUCUUUCUGUUUUCAUUA